AUGUUGAAAGCCGAGGUUGUUAAGUUGGUAUCUGGUGAUGGAAAAUUCAAAUCUUUGGUACCAAUAGGCUCUAAAACGAUACUAGUUGUUCAACAGAAUGGUGACUUCUGGGUUUAUUCUGCCAAUGAAGAUGAAGAGUCAGGUAUUCAACUUUUACAUAAAUAUCCGAGUUUGUUGGAGGAACAUUAUGAAGUCCAGAGGUUAAAAUAUUCAGCUCAGUUGGAUACUGUAUUUGUGAAAUGCGAGAGGUGUUUUGUUUUGCUACAUGCUUGUAAUUUGCAGCAAUAUGAUAAAAUUGUCGAUAAGAGAGGUAUCGACAAGUUUUGGUUGCUAGAAAAGGGUCUGGAGAACGGUAAGGAGGAGAUGACUGUACUAUUUUACUCGAUUAAAGGUUCUUCAAAAUUUAAAAUGCUCACUUGGAUAGAUGGUCAGUUUCGGUCUAUUCAGGAGCUGACCUUGCCGACCAAAUCAGAAGUUUUGAAAUCUACUUCGAUUGGAGAUACAGGUUGCGUUAUAGUAUCAUCGACAGCUGUUUAUCUUUGUACCUAUAUGAGUUCAGAGCUUACCAAAAUUGAGAAAAUUAUCAAACCUAUAUGGUCUAAGGAGCUGUAUGAUUUGGUUAAAGAAUUAGAAUUGACCCAAACUGAGGUCAGAGUCCUAUCCAAAAGUACUUUUGAUGAUGUAAAGUCGAUACUUUCUACUGAGAGUCCUUCUCAAAUUUCUAGAAAAACUACCUUAACGAGUCUAUGGUUCAAAAAGACGAAUGGAAGGUCAUUCAAGGACAUUAGAUUUACUUUUCAGCCAUCGGAUUGUUGUCACCCAGUUGUAAUGGACGGAAAAACUGAGAUGCUAUCCAAAUUAGAUAUAAGGAAUAAUGGAUUAGGUUACAUUACCAUUCUUGAUAAUAAAAGAUUUUUCGAUAGAAACAGGGAUUUUGAUUAUAUGCAGUUUUUUGCAUGUCGUUUUCUAGUUAUAAACAACCAAAAUACCAUUCGAAUUGUUGAUUAUAACCAAGGCUUCGUUUUUCUGGAAAUAUUUGUAGAAAAAGAGAUCAGGAAGGUUUUCAUAAUGUCAACUUCCUUUCUUUUGGUGUGGACUAUGUCGAAUGAUUUAGAGAUGUAUCGAUUAUCUGUCGAGGAUUCUUUAGAGGCCUCAUUUACACAAGAAAGCAAAUCGAUUUAUGAAUACACAGAGGCCAAUCAAUAUGAGGCAUUGCAGAGAAAUAUUACAUUUUAUGACAGUAUAUUAGAUCCUGGCGUCUCAUUAGAUAUUUUCGGGUUGGCAGAGUCUGAUAACAUUCAUGAGUGUUUGGAUAAAUAUUCUUUCAAACUGCGAGACCUAAAUAUUUUAUUUGCUCUAAAAUCCUAUGAGAAGUUUGAGACAUUGCUUGCUGUUGAUGCAAUAAAAAAGCCUGAUGAUCAGUUCGCACAGCUUCCAGAUCUACUCGUUAAGCGUAUUUUUGAAACAUUCAUUGAAUGCUUGGCUCCUCCAGAAUUGGUUAUUAAACGCUGCUUACCGCCCACGAUCUCAUUCACAAUUGAUAAACUUUCUACCUUCCAUACGUCUCCACCCAGCAAUAUGCAACCCGAAUUAUCCAAGAAACUUAUUAACCGUUGUUGUCUACCUUACCUUACUGAUAUCAGGAGGAAUUUGCAUAACUUGCAGCGGGCAGGUCCCAAUGGCACAAUUAGUUGGAAAUAUCGCUCGCAUUCGAUUAAAGUAGAUUUGGAAUUCUUUCAGGUUGGUUCAACUUUGCGUCUUGAUCUUUCCAAACUACUAACAGGAAUUGAUACCGUUUUGUUCCAGAUUUAUGUACACUAUAACAAAACUUUAGUAGGUCCCUUAAUCAGAGUGCAAAACAACUGCGAUUUCAAAACAGUCGAAGAAUCGUUAAAAUCCAAUCAAAUGUUUCAGGAAUUAAUUGAUUUCUAUUAUAAUAAAGCAGAGCAUGAUAAGGCAUUACAAUUAUUAACACAUUUAUCUGAUUAUGUUGAUAAAAACUUCACUGCCCAAAAGGUGCAUGAAGAAAUCAAGAAUUUAGUUAUAGAUUAUUUGCGCAAAUUGCCAGCCCAAUAUCUAGAAAGUAUUUUUGAAUACACUGACUGGUUACUGAAGCACUUUAAAGAUAAGGAGUAUAUUAUCUCCAGUAUAUUUAUGAAUGAUACACCUUUAUGUGGUACCUAUAACUAUGAGUUAGUGUACAACUAUAUUAACAAGUACGAAGACUCACUGUCAUUGACUUAUUUGGAAUACAUUGUUAAUAUUUACCAUCAUAAGGACCCAAAAAUCUUCAACUAUUUGAUUAUGAGGUAUAUACAAAAUAUUGAUGAAAAAAUUUAUGACAAAAAGUUAAAAGCAAUAUUAAGAACCACUUCAUACUAUGAACCUCGUGUUGUAUUAAGAUAUUUGUCUUCUGCACUUGAAGGUGAUACGUUAAACCCAGAAAAGGUAAAGCUUCUUAAGUUAUUGAAGAUAUACCCUCUCCGAAAACUGGGCGAGCAUGAUGCUGCAUUGAGUAUAUUAAUUGAUGAUUUAGGGAACUACCCGCAAUCAUCAUCAUACGGCAACGAAUUAUUUGCCUCUGAUAAGAGGCUUGGUCGGAAGAUUUUGAUGUCGUUAUUUGAAAAGUUGUUAUCAAAAGUUGAUUUCAAUGGCUGGAAGAAUUUGCACUUGUUUCUUAUCGAGAAUGGUUCCAAAUUAGAUCCUAUAAGCUUGUUCGAGAAGUUGCCUCCAGAUAUCCCAAUUAACAAUCUGAAAGAUUUUUUGAGCCGAAGGAUUAAAAACUCUUCAAUGAAGAAGAAUCAGUCUAGAAUAAAGAGUAAUUUAUUAAGGGUAAAUCUUAUAGAAUGCACCUACAAAUCUUCAAGGCUUAGCUCAGAUUUUGUCAUCAUUAAUGAUGACAGCAAAUGUUAUGUUUGCCACAAAUAUUUAAAUAUCGGUACCAGCGAAUGGCUUUCUUUAUUCAAGAUCGGAGAUCACAAUGUUGUUGCACACUAUAACUGCGGCCGUUCUCUUCAUGGAAAAUUGUUGACCGAAGAUCGUGAAUUUAACGUUCUGCCAACUAUCAAAACAUUGGGGGAGUACAAAUAUUCACAAGGAAAUAUAUCUUGA
Molecule: messenger RNA, 3111 nt
Organism: Eremothecium cymbalariae DBVPG#7215
Lineage: Eukaryota; Fungi; Ascomycota; Saccharomycetes; Saccharomycetales; Saccharomycetaceae
Gene: VAM6
Product: Vam6p
Exons: 1
Coding region: 1-3111 (1036 amino acids)
Biological process (GO): intracellular protein transport; vesicle-mediated transport; autophagy
Cellular component (GO): cytoplasm; fungal-type vacuole membrane
Source: RefSeq, a predicted model, not a curated record